This is a messenger RNA of Olea europaea var. sylvestris, 1090 nucleotides long. Its product is annotated as agamous-like MADS-box protein AGL81. Gene Ontology annotation, molecular function: protein dimerization activity; DNA binding. The record is from RefSeq and is a predicted model, not a curated record. The coding region runs from base 66 to 818 and encodes 250 amino acids. NCBI's taxonomy places the organism in Eukaryota, Viridiplantae, Streptophyta, Magnoliopsida, Lamiales, Oleaceae. The transcript has 2 exons.
UUUGAACCCAACGUCUCUUCAAAACUCUCCGUUUCAGUUUCAAUUUUCUCUUCUCGUAAUAUCACAUGGCGGAUGCUGAUGUGUUGAGGGCCAAGAAAAAAGCAUUCUCGAGGAGAAAAGAAUGCAUAAAGAGGAAGACUAUGGAAUUGUCAACUUUGUGUGAUGUGAAAGCCUGCGCAGUGAUUUUAGGCCCCGACGGGCAGAUUGAUUCUUGGCCGGAGAAUCGGAGUGAAGUGCAGGAGGUGAUCAAUUUGUACCAAAACGGGUCUCGUAAUAAAAAGCGGAAGCAACAAUAUGAUGAUAGGGGUUGUAACAAGAAGCAGGUUUUGGGUGGUGAUGAAGGGGCUUUGAAUCCGGAAGAAUAUCUGAAAAAGAUUGAUGCCAAAUUGGGGGAAGUCAAGAAACGGAUUCAGUUUCUCAGGUCCAAAGAUCAAGAAAUCGAACCAGGCUGGCCUCAAAAAGAUUCACAAAAUUUGGGCUCACAUUCUAAUGUUGGAAUGCUGGAUUUUGGAAAUCAGUUGCCUGUGGAUAUCGGUGGCUUUACUAGCAAUUUUCAUUCUACAAAUUUCGGACCAGGAACCAGCUUUCAGUCAUCACAGGCAGCCUUCUCUCAGCUUCCACAGCAGCUGCACAUGGAGCAGCCAUGGAACUGUAUUGAUUCUCCAUUCUGGUUUGAACCUGAAAGUGCACUCUUGACCGGAGGCGAGCAAUUUCUACAAAGCUAUAUUGAUAACAAUGAUGAAUCUUCUUGGAUGCAGUCACCCCUAUUUCAAGAGACAUAUUGUUUUAGUCCAACCGUGGACACCUUUCUGCUGUGAAUUACAUGAAUUACAACGUUGCAAAUUGUGACCAGCCUCCGAGAUCGAAUCGAGCAAUAUUUUAAUCUGGAUUAGGACCCAUUUUCUUUUCCCUUUUGAUUCAUGUAUACAUACUUGUAACUCGUAAUAUAGAACAAUAAUCACUGGAGGGAAGAGAAAGGAAUGAUGUACAGUACAUUCUACUAUGUUACUGAUGCUAUGAACAACACUUACUGCUGGAACCAUCUUUUUAUCGCUCAGUUUUAAAGUUUCAAUUCACCAUUACCAGAUAA